AUGUUAACUUACCGUUUUUUUAUUAAACCUUUACGAGUAUUAAUAGAUCCUAAAUAUUUAUCACGUCCAAAAGGUUCUGAAAUUUUAACUUCUUAUAUACGACAAAGAAAUUAUCCUUCGUGGACAUCAUACUUUAUUCCAUAUAUAUAUAUUCAGGACGAUCAUUUUGCAAGAAAACACUUUAAUUUUUCUGUUGAUGGUCAUAAUUAUCAUGUAUUGAGGGUUGGUGCUUUUCCGUAUAUAAAAUAUCAUUGUACUAAAAGACCUGUUGAAAAUUUAACUGUGGAGGAUAAUAUUUAUCGGAUUAUCACUGUUAUUAAUUUAUGUAUUCCUUGCCUUCUUUAUGGAAUAAGCGCUAUUUUUCUUAUUCGGCAUACUGACUUUGUAAAAGAUAAGAAGAGUGGAGCAAAUAUACCUAUUUAUUUUUUGAUAAAAGAAGAUCAUACUUGA
Strongyloides ratti is the source of this 450-nucleotide messenger RNA. RefSeq lists its product as hypothetical. The record is from RefSeq and is a predicted model, not a curated record. The transcript has 5 exons. NCBI's taxonomy places the organism in Eukaryota, Metazoa, Nematoda, Chromadorea, Rhabditida, Strongyloididae. Bases 1 to 450 code for a protein of 149 amino acids.